Molecule: messenger RNA, 8126 nt
Organism: Alosa sapidissima (American shad)
Lineage: Eukaryota; Metazoa; Chordata; Actinopteri; Clupeiformes; Clupeidae
Gene: dock9b
Product: dedicator of cytokinesis 9b
Biological process (GO): positive regulation of GTPase activity; small GTPase-mediated signal transduction
Molecular function (GO): guanyl-nucleotide exchange factor activity
Source: RefSeq, a predicted model, not a curated record
CUUCAGCCCUCUGACCACCUCAGAGGCUGUUGCUGACUAGCCAGCUGACUUUAGACACUCUGACAGGUGGAUUUGUUUUGUUUUUUGUCUUUUUUUGCGGAGUCUCACUGUGAAGUGGUGGGUGACAGGGCUCUCUCUUCCUGGUCCCUCUCUUCGGCUCUGUCUGGAACAGAGAGAGGGGGAGACACAUAGCCGAGUUACCCAGGAUGGAGUGAGGCGAGGUGGGAGAGACGCGAAACUAGGUCAGCCUCCCGGCCCGAAGACUGGUUCAGGGGGAGACUGAAAGUGUGUGCGAGUGUGAGUGCGUGUGGGUGUUUGUUUACGGGUAGAUCUGAAAUGCACAGGAGCAGACAUCAAGCAGAGUAUGAGCUGUGUUCACUGUGUGUGUGAAUGUCAUCAGAUCUGAGUUUGUAGUCAGGUUUUAGAGGUGUGUGUGUGUGUGUGUGUGUGUGUGUUUGCAUUUGUACGUGUGUGUGUGUGUGAGAGAGAGAAGAGUGUGUUAGCUAUGGGCUGCACGGCAAGCGUGAUCUUAUUUGAGGGUUUGCGGACUCUGAUGGAGAGAAACUGCAGCUACGUGUGCAAGGCUGCUGUCGACUUCCCCGAACUCACGGAUGACGAAGAUACCCUGAGCAGGGGAGAGUCGCUGCCCUGGACCUCCACAGCUACCCUGGUGAAGCCAAAGAUCAUUGAGCCGCUGGACUAUGAGAAUGUGCUGCUUCAGAGGAAGACGCAGAUCAUCAGUGAUGUCCUCCGAGACAUGCUGCAGUUCCCGCUGGAUGACUUCCAGAUGUCCAUGCUGCGGCGGCAGGGUCGCACGCUCUACCCCACCGUACCUGAGAAUGCCCGGAAGGAGGCCCAGAGUCUGUUUGUCAGAGAGUGUAUCAAGACUUACAACUCUGACUGGCAUGUUGUCAACUACAAGUAUGAAGAUUAUUCUGGAGACUUCCGGCAACUUCCCAAUAAAGUCCCUCGGCCAGACAAGCUGCCCGCGCACAUAUUUGAGGUGGACGAAGAUGCAGACAAAGAUGAGGACACAGCAUCCCUUGGGUCCCAGAAAGGGGGAGUGUCCAAACAUGGCUGGCUGUACAAAGGCAACAUGAAUGGAGCUAUCAGUGUCACUAUGAGAUCCUUCAAAAGGAGGUACUUCCACCUGGCCCAGCUUGGUGACGGCUCCUACAACCUGAACUUCUACAAGGAUGAGAAGAUCUCCAAGGAGCCCAAGGGCACCAUCUUCCUGGACUCCUGCAUGGGUGUGGUGCAGAACAGUAAGGUGCGGCGCUUUGCCUUUGAGCUGAAGAUGCAGGACAAGAGUACGUACCUGCUGGCGGCGGACAGUGAGGUGGAGAUGGAUGAGUGGAUCACCACCCUCAACAAGAUCCUCCACUCCAGCUUUGAGCUCGCCAUGCAGGAGAAGAGGAAUGGAGACCUGCACGAUGACGAUGAGCAGGGAAAAUCAGACACCUCAGCUGGGAAUUUCCAGGACAGUUUCCAGAGUGCCAGAGACAUCGAGACCAAGAUGAGGAACGAGACCCGACUCAGGCUAUUCACCCUGGACCCCGAUACGCAGAAACUUGAUUUCUCAGGCAUUGAACCAGAUGUGCGGGCAGUUUGAGGAAAAGUUUGGCAGCGUGUACUCGUCAACUGCAAUGAUCUGUCUUUCAACCUGCAGAGCUGUGUAUCUGAAAAUGAUGAAGGACCUACAACAAACGUCGAGCCCUUCUUUGUGGUGCUGUCGCUGUUCGACGUGCAGAACAGCAGGAAGAUCUCGGCCGACUUCCACGUGGACCUUAACCACCAGCUCGUCCGGCAGAUGAUCUCUCACCACGGCAACCAGCACAUCAACGGAGGGUCCGAGGUCACAGUGGUGGAGGGGGCCGGUCAGCGGGCUCAGAGGGGGGCGCUCAAGUACCCCACACAGGGUGUGUUCUCUGUGACGUGUCCACACCCGGACAUCUUCCUGGUGGCCCGAGUGGAGAAGGUGCUGCAGGGAGGCAUCACCCACUGUGCUGAUCCCUACAUGAAGAGCUCCGACCCCUCCAAGGUGGCCCAGAAGGUGCUGAAGAAUGCCAAGAUGGCCUGCCACAGGCUGGGCCAGUACCGGAUGCCUUUCGCCUGGGCCGCCAGGCCAGUGUUUAAGGAUGCCUCAGGGACCCUGGACAAGAGCGCCUCGUUCUCACCCCUCUACAGGCAGGACGGCAACAAACUCUCCGACGAGGACCUGUUCAAGCUGCUGGCCGACUUCAAGAAACCAGAGAAGAUGGCCAAGCUCCCAGUGCUGCUUGGGAAUCUGGAUGUGACCAUUGAUAGCGUUGCCCCUGAUGUCUCUAAUUGUGUGACGUCCUCCUAUAUCCCUGUAAGACCCUUCACGUUGAAUGGGCAGGGUGGCGCUCUGAUGGAGGUGGAGGAGUUUGUGCCCUGCAUCGCCAAGUGCUCCCAGCCCUUCACCAUCUACAACAACCACCUCUACAUCUACCCCAAGCACCUCAAGUACGACGGGCAGAAGUCCUUCGCCAAGGCAAGGAAUAUUGCAGUCUGUGUAGAGUUCAGAGAUUCAGAUGAUGAUGACGCUCAGCCUCUUAAGUGCAUCUACGGCCGUGCCGGAGGGCCCCUCUUCACCAAGCAUGCCUUUGCAGCGGUGUUGCAUCACCAGCAGAACCCAGAGUUCUAUGACGAGAUUAAGAUUGAGCUGCCCACGCAGCUUCAUGAGAAACACCACCUGCUCUUCACCUUCUACCACAUCAGCUGUGACAGCAACGCCAAGAAGAGAGAUGUGGUGGAAACUCAGGUGGGCUCCUCCUGGCUCCCCCUGCUAAAGGACGGCAGAAUCAUCAUGAACGAGCAGCACAUCGCCGUGGCAGCCAACCUGCCCCCCGGAUACCUCAGCUGCCAGGAGGGUGUCACCAAGCACCCUGGCCCUGAUGUGAAGUGGGUUGACAGCGGGAAGCCUUUGUUCCGAGUGUCCACUCACCUGGUGUCCACCAUCUACUCUCAGGAUCAGCACCUUCAUAACUUCUUCCAGCACUGUCAGCACAUGGAGAUCUCCCCUCAGGCAUCUGAUGGAGAACUGGUCAAGUUCCUCAAGAGCCUUCAUGCCAUGCAGGGUCAUGUGAUGAUCAACUUCCUGCCCACCAUCCUGAACCAGCUGUUCCACGUGCUGACCAGCGCCACCCACGAGGAGGUGGCCGUCAACGUGACCAGGGUCAUGGUUCACAUAGUGGCCCAGUGUCAUGAGGAGGGCCUGGAACACUACCUGAGAUCUUAUGUGAAGUAUGUGUUCAGACCUGAGCCCUACUCUGGCAGCAACAGUAAGUCUGUGCACGAGGAGCUGGCCAAGGCCAUGACGGCCAUCCUCAAACCCUCCACGGACUUCCUCACCAGCAACAAACUGCUCAAGUAUUCCUGGUAUUUCUUUGAAGCCUUGAUGAAGUCUAUGGCUCAGCACCUGAUGGAAAGUGGCAAAGUUAAACUGUCCCGUAACCAGCGUUUCUCCGCCUCUUUCCACCACGCUGUGGAGACGCUGGUGAACAUGCUGAUGCCCCACAUCACCCAGAAGUACAAGGACAACCUGGACGCCGCCAGGAAUGCCAAUCACAGCCUGGCAGUGUUUGUAAAGCGUUGCUUCACUUUUAUGGAUCGCGGCUUUGUGUUCAAGCAGAUCAACAACUACAUCAACUGCUUCAUGCCAGGAGACCCUAAGACACUGUACGAGUUCAAGUUUGAGUUCCUGAAGGUGGUGUGCAACCAUGAGCACUACGUCCCACUCAACCUCCCUAUGCCCUUUGGCAAAGGCCGCAUCCAGAGGUUUCAAGAUCUGCAGCUGGACUACUCUCUGACAGAUGACUUCUGCAGGAACCACUUCCUGGUUGGGCUGUUGCUGCGAGAGGUGGGCGGAGCCCUGCAGGAGUUUGGGGAGAUCCGACACAUCGCCAUCCAUGUGCUGAAGAGCCUGAUGAUCAAGCACACAUUUGACGAUCGCUACGUCUCCAAGAGCCAGCAGGCGCGGCUGGCCACCCUCUACCUACCACUGUUUGGCCUCCUGCAGGAGAACGUGCAUCGGCUCAACGUCAAAGAGAGUUCCGCCCUCAUCAGCAACACCGCGAAUGGCCGAGAUGACCCUCUCUCUGCCGUCUCCACGGCAACCCCACAGAGACCAGGAGGCAGCCUUGACAACAGCCUGCAGAAGGAUGUGUUUGGGGUCAUCUCUGGAACAGCCUCUCCCCACGCCUCGUCCACGCCCAACAUCAGCUCUGUGAGGCACGCAGACUCCCGAGGCUCACUAAUCAGCACUGACUCUGGCAACAGCCUUCCUGACAAGAGCAGUGAGAAGACCAACUCCCUGGAUAAGACACAGUCAGCCUCUGCUCUGGGGAGCUCACUGUUGCGCUGUGAUAAACUGGAGCGGGACGAGAUCAAGAACCUGCUCAUGUGCUUCCUGAAUGUACUCAAGAGCAUGUCAGAGGAUGCUCUGUUUACGUACUGGAACAAGGCCUCACCCUCUGAGCUCAUGGACUUCUUCACACUGUUAGAGGUGUGUCUCCAUCAAUUCAGAUACAUGGGAAAGAGAUUCAUCGCCAGGAACCAGGAAGGGGUGGGCUGUGCGUCUGUGGACAGGAAGUCUCUGACUCUGCCUGUUUCUCGCAACAGAACGGGGGCACUGCACACACGCCUCCACCAGCUGGGCAGCCUGGAAAACUCACACACAUUUAACAACAUGUACUCCCACGGAGACGCGGACCAGUCGGUGCUGGAGGCCAACGUGUCCACCGAGGUGUGCCUGACCGUACUGGACACACUAAGUGUUUUCAUCAUGGGCUUCAAGACCCAGCUGUGUGCGGACCUGGGACACAACCCCCUGAUGAAGAAGGUGUUCCAGGUGCACUUGUGCUUCCUGCAGAUCGCCCAAUCAGAGAUUGCGCUCAAGCAGGUCUUCACCUCGCUGCGCACCUUCAUCUACAAGUUUCCGUGCACAUUCUUUGACGGGCGGGCGGACAUGUGUGCAUGGUUCUGCUAUGAGAUCCUGAAGUGCUGCAACUCCAAGCUGAGCUCCAUCCGCAGCGAUGCCGCCCACCUGCUCUACUUCCUCAUGAAGAGCAACUUUGACUACACUGGCAGGAAGUCCUUUGUCCGCACACACCUGCAGGUGGUCAUAGCAGUGAGUCAGCUGAUCGCUGAUGUCAUCGGGAUCGGAGGAACACGCUUCCAGCAGUCCCUCUCCAUCAUCAACAACUGUGCCAACAGUGACAAGACCAUCAAGCACACAGCGUUCCCAUCAGACGUGAAGGACCUGACCAAGCGGAUCCGUACGGUGCUGAUGGCCACGGAGCAGAUGAAGGAGCACGAGAACGACCCCGAGAUGCUGGUGGACCUGCAGUACAGCCUGGCCAAGUCCUACACCAGCACCCCAGAGCUGCGCAAGACCUGGCUGGACAGCAUGGCCCGCAUCCACGUCAAGAACGGAGACCUGUCUGAGGCGGCUAUGUGUUAUGUGCAUGUCGCUGCGCUGGUGGCAGAAUACCUGAGAAGAAAAGGAAUGUUCCGGCAGGGAUGUUCCGCAUUCCGCGUGGUCACGCCCAACAUUGAUGAGGAAGCGGCCAUGAUGGAGGACGUGGGCAUGCAGGACGUCCACUUCAAUGAGGAGGUGCUAAUGGAGCUGCUGGAAGAGUGUGCUGAUGGUCUGUGGAAGGCAGAGCGUUAUGAACUCAUCUCCGACAUCUACAGACUCAUUAUACCCAUCUAUGAGCAGAGGAGAGACUUUGAGAAACUGGCCCACCUGUAUGACACGCUUCACCGGGCUUACACGAAAGUCAUGGAGGUGAUGCACACAGGCAAGAGGCUGCUGGGCACCUACUUCAGAGUGGCCUUCUUCGGCCAGGCUGCGGGCUUCUUCGAGGACGAGGAUGGGAAGGAGUACAUCUACAAGGAGCCCAAGUUCACGCCCCUCUCCGAGAUCUCCCAGCGCCUACUCAAGCUCUACUCGGACAAGUUUGGCCCCGACAACGUCAAAAUGAUCCAAGACUCUGGGAGGGUAAACCCCAAGGAUCUGGACUCCAAGUUCGCCUACAUCCAGGUGACGCACGUGACGCCGUACCUGGAGGAGAAGGAGCUGGAGGAGCGGCGCACCGACUUCGAGCGCAGUCACAACAUCCGCCGCUUCGUCUUCGAGACGCCCUUCACCGUGUCGGGGAAGAAGCAAGGCGGCGUGGAGGAGCAGUGCAAGCGUCGCACCGUCCUCACCACCACUCACUGUUUCCCGUACGUGAAGAAGCGCAUCGCGGUCAUGUACCAGCACCAUACGGACCUGAGCCCCAUCGAGGUGGCCAUCGAUGAGAUGAGCGGCAAGGUGGGCGAGCUGCGGGCACUCUGCUCGACCAGCGAGGUGGACAUGAUCCGCCUGCAGCUCAAGCUCCAGGGCAGCAUCAGUGUGCAGGUGAAUGCGGGUCCGUUAGCGUACGCUAGAGCAUUCCUCGAUGACGGCUGCCAGAAGAAAUACGCAGACAAUAAAGUCAAACAGCUCAAAGAGGUCUUCAGGCAAUUUGUGGACACCUGUGGUCAAGGCCUGGGCGUGAAUGAGCGCCUGAUCAAGGAGGACCAGCAGGAGUACCACGAUGAGAUGAAGGCCAACUAUAGGGACCUGACCCGAGAGCUGUCGGCCAUCAUGCAUGAACAGAUUUUUCCAGUUGAGGAUGGGGUGGCAAAAAACGCCCUCUCUGAUUCGCUGCACAUCUUCAACGCCAUCAGUGGCACACCUGGUGGUGGUGCCACCCUCCAUGGCCUGCCCACUGCCACCUCCACUGUGUGACCUUUCACCUCUGACCUCUGAUCUUCUCAGAGGAAGAUACAAAGAGACACAUGCUUUACAGGAAAAGAGCCCCAAAAAGACUGAAGGGGAAUUGAAGAAAAGAGAAAACAAGGCAGGGCGACAGAAAGAAGGGGCAAAAGAAAAAAAACUAAAUCAUUUUUACUCAGUGAAUUUUUAUGUAGACCCCCUGAUUAAAAAGUAUAUUGCUAUAUCUGAAAAUGAAGGGCAAUUUUCAUAGGCUUUUUCCCCAGUUGGCCGGUAUGACUCAUUUGAACUGUAAUGACCUCGUCUCAGUGACAAAAACAUGGCCUGGAAUAGUGGAACAUGGACAGAGUUCCCCAUUGGUCAGUAACACAAACCAUGAGACUGGACUCAGGGGACCAUGUGACUGAGAGAGCAGCGAAACGUUUGUUUGUCAUGAUGCGUCUAUCUCUUUGUCCUUGUGUGCAUGUGAAAAGGUCCAUGCUCAGAUUUCUUCGGCUGCCUCUUGUCUUUAUAAGGAACAGGUGUGAGGGGUCACCUGCAUUUUCACCAUUUAGAGUCUAGUCAUCCUGUGAAACUGGUCAUCAUGUCGGGUUAUAUGUUCUUUCUCUGUUGUUUGUGUGUUUGUUUUUUGGGGGGUGGGUGAUAAUGUUGCUUCAGGUUGUAAGCGAUGUUGCAGGUGUCACUUGUGCCGUACCGAAAGUUUGACUUUGUUUUCUUGGCAUCACUUCCUUAGGGCCUUCUCUCUCCCUCUGUCUCCUUAGAUAUCGGACUCGUCGACUUUCUAAAUCCUGCACUUUUCUCACUUCUCAGAUGCUGAGAUUUUAUUUUUUACCAGAGAGAGAAAAUGCCAAGGGACUGUUUUUCUUUUAUACCUGUUUUCUAUCUAACAGGAGAGGAGUGCAAUAUUUUACGUGUCUUUGUGUGUGUGUGUGUGAGUCUCGUGGGCCUUGCUUCGCUCAGUUUCAUGCUCUUUUAAAAAAUCAUCUCUCUUGCCAAAGCAGGAGAUCAGAGCUUCAGUAGAGCUUCUUUGGAGGUUCUGUAGAGCUUCUUUGGAGGUUCUAUAGAGGUUCUAUAAAGCUUUUGUAGAGCUUCUGUAAAGGUUCUGUAGAGGUUCUAUAGAGGUAUAGAGGUUUUGUUGUAGCAGACUAUAGCAUCAGGGCACAGGGGCAAAGAAUUUUUAUAACCUUGCAAUGGUGUACUGUACAUGUCAAAUGGAAUUCAUUUUUUAUAUUUGAAGUGUCAGAUAGGUUUUAUAUUUACUAACAGAAUGUUAUUCUUCUGUUGUUACAUAAAGGAACGAUGUCCUCUAAUACUUCUGUUCUAUUAAAGUUAAGUAUUAUCA